UUGAUGGAGCCAGUGGGCCUGGCCAAAGCCUGCACUAAAGCAUUUACGAGGGUGGAUAACCCAGGCGGGUACACUUGGAGGUUGACUCCCCCGGCUGUGAAGGAUUCGUACUUUGAAGAAUUACGGAAAGAGUUUGCUUGGUCGCCUGAGGACGAGCUUGAGGUCAAGGGCAUGUGGGAACAGAAAGCCCCUAAGAGGUACAGUGACAUGAUGAGCGACUACAAGAGGAAGCUCAGGGCUAGUACCGAUGAAGGUCGGGAGAUGGAUAGACCCCUCUGGAUGUCUGCUAAAUUCUGGACAGGACUCCAGGCAUACUGGAUGCAUGAGGCUGUUCAGGCCGUUUCCCAGCGAGCACGUGCGAACUAGAUGUCUGAGCCCGAUGGACCCGGUACAGGGAUCAGCAGGCACGUGGGAGGGUCUCAGUCCACUCGUAUCCUGCAGCAG
Molecule: messenger RNA, 444 nt
Organism: Salvia miltiorrhiza (redroot sage)
Lineage: Eukaryota; Viridiplantae; Streptophyta; Magnoliopsida; Lamiales; Lamiaceae
Exons: 2
Coding region: 4-366 (120 amino acids)
Source: RefSeq, a predicted model, not a curated record